UUCCCCACAGUAAAUAAAGAGAAGAGAGUGAAGACUGAGAGCAUAAGAAAAAUAAAGCCUUUUUAGUGGGCGGUAAAGUGCCCCAUUUUUCGUUGCUUUCUCACUUCAUUCCUAGUCUCUUUUUCUCACUCCAUCUUUUGCUUCUUUCUUGAUCCUCACUCUCGGUUUCCUUGUUGAUUCAUUACUUUCAAGCUAAAGUUUUGAGUUUAUCCACCGAUUCUUUGAUUCUUUUGGCGGUUAAGUUAUGGCAGCUCAAAAAGCUGAAGAAAUAAGCCACCUACCCAUGGAUCAACUUCAAGGCUUAGAGUACUGCAUUGACUCAAAUCCUUCUUGGGGGGAGACUAUAGCUUUGGGGUUUCAGCAUUACAUUUUGGCUUUAGGAACUGCUGUGAUGAUCCCUACUUUUCUCGUUCCUUUGAUGGGCGGAACUGAUGAUGAUAAAAUAAGAGUGGUUCAGACACUACUAUUUGUUGAAGGGAUUAAUACACUUCUACAAACACUGUUUGGGACUCGGUUGCCUACCGUGAUUGGAGGAUCUUAUGCCUUCAUGGUUCCCAUUAUAUCAAUAAUUCAUGAUACUUCCUUGAUGAGUAUCGAGGACAAUCACGUGAGAUUCAUGAACACUAUGAGAGCUGUCCAAGGUGCAUUAAUAGUAGCAUCAAGUAUACAAAUUAUCCUGGGAUAUAGUCAGAUGUGGGCCAUUUGCUCCAGGUUCUUCAGUCCCCUUGGAAUGGUUCCAGUCAUUGCACUAGUGGGCUUUGGCUUGUUUGAUAGAGGCUUCCCUGUGGUUGGUCGCUGUGUGGAAAUUGGCAUUCCGAUGCUUAUUCUAUUUAUAGCCUUCUCCCAGUACUUGAAGAAUUUUAAGCUAAAACAACUUCCAAUACUGGAACGGUUUGCUCUCCUUAUAUCAAUCACAGUGAUAUGGGCAUAUGCUCAUCUCUUGACAGCAAGUGGUGCAUACAAACAUCGUCCAGAGUUAACCCAAUUAAAUUGCAGAACCGACAAGGCCAACCUCAUUUCUUCUGCUCCAUGGAUAAAGAUACCUUAUCCUCUUCAAUGGGGUGCUCCUACUUUUGAUGCUGGGCAUGCUUUUGGAAUGAUAGCUGCUGUUUUAGUCUCAUUGAUUGAGUCAACGGGAGCUUACAAGGCCGCUUCACGUCUAGCCAGUGCCACACCACCUCCAGCUCAUGUUCUUACUCGGGGUAUAGGCUGGCAAGGCAUCGGGAUCCUAUUGAAUGGAUUAUUUGGAACACUGACUGGUUCAACAGUCUCUGCAGAAAAUGUGGGGCUCCUUGGAAGCACUCGCGUUGGAAGCCGGAGGGUCAUUCAAAUCUCAGCUGGCUUUAUGAUAUUUUUCUCAAUGUUAGGAAAAUUUGGAGCUUUGUUUGCAUCAAUACCUUUUACCAUAUUUGCUGCCGUGUAUUGUGUUUUGUUUGGUCUAGUUGCUUCCGUGGGGCUGUCAUUCUUGCAAUUUACGAACAUGAACUCUAUGAGGAAUCUCUUUAUUGUGGGCGUUGCUCUGUUCUUAGGUUUAUCUGUUCCUGAGUACUUGAGAGAAUACACUGCAAAGGCUCUUCAUGGUCCUGCUCAUACCGGGGGUGGCUGGUUCAAUGAUUUCCUUAAUACCAUAUUCUUUUCAUCACCAACUGUCGCGUUAAUUGUCGCUGUAUUCAUGGACAACACACUUGACUAUAAAGACAGUGCCAGAGACAGAGGAAUGCCUUGGUGGGUUAAAUUCCGGUCAUUCAAAGGAGAUAGCCGGAAUGAAGAGUUUUACACACUCCCCUUCAACCUCAAUCGUUUCUUCCCACCAUCAUAAACUAUCAUCAUCAAAGUGCUAAUGGGGAGAUAUGUGAUGAUGAUUGAUGAUCACAGCCUAAAGAAUGGAGUUUCAUGUGAUUUUCAUUGCUGAGAGGCCGCAAUUGCCUCUCCCAUGAUAUGUUAUAUAUUUUACUUGGGUUAUUCAGGUUUAAUCCAAUUGCUCAGUCCUUCGGCCUUGUAAGAAUUAGUUGUUCAAGUUGAUUUUUUUUAAUAUUAAGAUAGAGCUUGCUGCUUUGAA
Molecule: messenger RNA, 2059 nt
Organism: Hibiscus syriacus
Lineage: Eukaryota; Viridiplantae; Streptophyta; Magnoliopsida; Malvales; Malvaceae
Product: nucleobase-ascorbate transporter 2-like
Exons: 13
Coding region: 245-1819 (524 amino acids)
Biological process (GO): transmembrane transport
Cellular component (GO): membrane
Molecular function (GO): transmembrane transporter activity
Source: RefSeq, a predicted model, not a curated record